Dimorphilus gyrociliatus is the source of this 802-nucleotide messenger RNA. The record is from the annotation of a GenBank genome assembly. NCBI's taxonomy places the organism in Eukaryota, Metazoa, Annelida, Polychaeta, Dinophilidae.
UAAAAAUAUGCUAGGGAUUAAAUUAACUUUCUUACUAUUUCAAUAUAUUUAUUCAAGUGGGAUGAAUGAACAUAAUUUUAAGAUAAAGAAGAAUUAUUUCUGUAUAUUUCGUAAACAUUUUAAAUCAAAGAAGAUCAUUCAAGGCUGCUACGAACAUUCCGAGAAAUAUCUAAGAGAUAUUUGUAUUAAUCGUUUAUAUAGUUCGGUGACCACUUAUGAUAGAAUAACGGAAGAGCUAAGUGAAAAGCUUAACCCCUAUAAAAAGGAUAAAAGACAAUUCUUAGUAAAAAGAUGCCCUGAGUCUAAAGAUUCUAAAGCUAGUAGAACAAUGUGUUGUGUUAAUCCUAAUCCAAUUGCAAACUUCCGUAAAAACGAUGCUGGAUGUUGUGAAGAAUUGGAAGAUAUAAACAAUAAUUUUAAACAAUAUCUCUAUUGGGGUGUAUAUAUUUUAUCUGGUUGUUUGAGCCUCGUUGUCGUCGCUCUAUUAUCUAUGCUAUUCGUUGAAAAAUAUCCGCUGUUCAUUGUAAGUUGUUUGUCUGCAAGGAGACGGCGGCAAAGGCGUCUAGACGCGAAUGAAAGAGAGAGAAACGUAGAAGUUGAUCGAUCAAAUGACCAAUCCCUACCUAUUCCUGUUAUACGUGUACCUAUGGCUAUCAGUAGACCGUUGUCUAGAGCCGACGAACCGCCCUCUUACGACAAUAGUAUUGAUCCAUCGCCAAAGUUCACCCGUUCUAGAUCGUCACCCGUAUCAAAGGAUGACAGUAGUCAAUCCGUAUAGUCCAUCUAGCGGAUAAGCAUUUUA